ACAAAGAUUAAGUUAUAUAUUUUCGUUAGGUGAAUGAUGUCCUCAAUUAUCCAUUCCACGUUGACGUCGAACUCUUGGCUUACAAGAGAAAUACAGAACAGUACCGUCCCGAAAAGACCAAGAACAAACUUCUCAAAUCCUCCAUCAGGUUUGAUUCUUAUUAAUUAAUUUACGACACUUAAUUAUAUACAUUCAUUCAUCCAUCCAUCGUCGUUCAAUCAUCACAGACUAGUUGCCGUAUGUUGAAUUGUAGCUGUGCGGCCUUCGGGGACGAAGCUCUGCAGAAACUAGCAGUAGAAGACUUCAACUCUCGUCAAUCAUUGCACCGCCAAGAGCUAGAACAACUUAUAUUGUGGCUUAAAGACAAGGAACUGUACGAGAUGAAGUUGGCCAAGGUGAAAACAGGCUACUGUCACUUUCAAGCUUCAGCAACUUUCUCCGACCCUAACCACUCGGAUGCCCGCAUCUUGUUGUCCAAACACGCCCUCAUUAUUUCUCUAGUGGAUGACUUAUUCGACAUUAAUGGAACUCCGGAGGAGUGUUUGAACCUUGUCCAUCUCUUGGAGAGGUGGGAUGUGGAGGGGCCAAAGGUGAAGUUGUGCUCAAAGCUAGUCGAAACGCUAUACCGGGCAAUUCACAGCACCAUAUGUGAGACGGUGGAGAAAGCCUUCCCGCUACAAGAGCGUAAUGUUAUGGACCACGUCGUUGAGCUUUGGGUGGAGAUGCUGAGAGGAAUGUUGAAAGAAGCAGAAUGGGCUAGGAUGAACUUGGUCCCAACACUUGAUGAGUACAUGGAGAAUUCACCCAUUACGCUCGGUGUAGGAGCUUUCCUGCUCCCAGCCAUGUACCUAGCCGGGCAUAAGCUAGAAGACGACGUCGUUCGAGGCCCACAAUUUCAAGGGCUGUUCAUGCUCCACACCACCAUCGGUCGUUUACUGAACGACGUUGUAGGCUUCGAGAGAGAAGCUGAGCAAGGAAAAGUGAAUGCAGUGUCGCUACGGGUGACGGAGAGAGGAAUGGGCACAGAAGAAGCGGUGGAAGAUGUCGAAAACGUGAUCAAAUCGUUGACGCGAGACAUGUGUUCUUCAUUCCUGAUGAUGAUGCUGCUCUGCGCUUUUGUGGACUGA
Linum tenue is the source of this 1127-nucleotide messenger RNA. The record is from the annotation of a GenBank genome assembly. NCBI's taxonomy places the organism in Eukaryota, Viridiplantae, Streptophyta, Magnoliopsida, Malpighiales, Linaceae.